AUGACUCUGGAAGAAGUACUGUCUGAUGCGGACAGCAAAAUGGAAGAUGAAGAUUUCAAAGAUGAACAAGAACGCAUUAAACUUGAUCGGUUGGAUGUGAGCGAUGAGGAGAAGAGAUUCAUGUGGCUUUGGAACACAUAUGUGAGAAGGAAAAGUGAGUUCGCGGAUGAGCAUGUUCCUUUAGCAUGUGAAGAGUUCGUAAAACUUCAUGCGAAAGAGUUGAUCCUUCCUAAAUUUAUAUGCCAGUGGAUAGCGUUUACGAUCACACUGUGGAACUACGGUCUGAUAUGCUCCAAGACCAUGGAUAAAUGCAGUAUCAUCCUACAGAACACACGUGAAGAAGAAGAAGAAGCAGCAGCGGCGGCAAAAGAAGGCACAAGAAAAAGCAAGAAGAAGCAUCCAACUCUAAAGCUAAUGCUAAUGGCAACGAUUGUGAUUGUGUGUCAUAGGAUUAUUACCGGUCUCUUAUACCGAUGGUUUAUUUAUGUGUUUGGUUUAUUGGUUUAA
This is a messenger RNA of Eruca vesicaria subsp. sativa (arugula), 507 nucleotides long. The record is from the annotation of a GenBank genome assembly. Lineage: Eukaryota; Viridiplantae; Streptophyta; Magnoliopsida; Brassicales; Brassicaceae.